Messenger RNA from Drosophila novamexicana, 668 nucleotides. RefSeq lists its product as uncharacterized. NCBI's taxonomy places the organism in Eukaryota, Metazoa, Arthropoda, Insecta, Diptera, Drosophilidae. The coding region runs from base 54 to 542 and encodes 162 amino acids. The record is from RefSeq and is a predicted model, not a curated record. The transcript has 3 exons.
AAAACAUAUUUUAGAAUUCAUAACACUUGUAUAGUAUAACUUGAUUCUAAAAGAUGCAAAAUGUAAGCACCUGUUCAAUAUUAUUUUUUGGGUUUCUGCUGUGCAUUUCAAACUGUGAGGCAAAAAAUGUUACAAAUAACGAAUGUAUAAACUGCACCGUAUAUAGUGGCGAUUGCAAAAUGAGCACUACGGGAUGGGCUGCAUUUUGGAUGUCCACGGCGGACCAGCGCAUAGUUAGGAAACUACGCACCUAUACGGACGGGGAUCCACAUCUAGCUCUAUGCGUUAUUGAUGGUUAUGAGAUAACAGCUGAAAUAGAAACGUUUAUAUGCUUUUGGGCGCCAUAUAUGGGCUGUCAGGCUGCUGCCAGUAAGAAUUACAUAAAUAUACAUCAUAUGCAUCAUAUAGCUUGUCAAGUAUGUGCCAGAUAUUGCAAAUGCAAGAAGCAAAAGAUUACUGCGAAAGCUAGUUCGUCUUCCAGCUAUUUUGGAAUGCCUGGCAAAUGCUUAAUAUUUUGGCCUUUAAUAUACGCAUUCGCUUAACUUGAGCAUUUAUUCCUAAAGUUGGAAAACUCUCUUCGGAAAUAAAUAUAAAAAUACUUAUAUAUAUGCACAUUUUAAAAAUUAAGUAUAUAACUAUGUCUUGUGAUCCUAAAGAGAGUCAGUUAA